AAAGAACAGAUUCUUGGUCUUACUUGAAACUUUUUUCUAGGGCGCGAGUUCUGACACCCUGUAAAGGGUGGCUAUAGUAUUGUAUAAGAAGUUAAAUAAUUUAUAAUUUUAUUUUUUAUUUUUAAAUAGUUAAGAAAGACUUCUAUGCGCAUAGUAGGCGGCCGCCCAAUCCCCAUCACCGCCAUCCCCUACCAGCUCAGUCUCCGCCUCAACUCCCGCCCCAUCUGCGGCGCCGCCCUCAUCAGUCCCUCCCUCGCCGUAAGCGCCGCCCAUUGUUUCCCCCGUCCCGGCGCCUACUCCAUCAAAGCCGGUAUCACCUCCCUCAAGGAAGCCGGUGAAGUAGUCCACGUGGAUCGCGCCCAAAUCCACCCUAAGUACGACUCAAACGGCGUCGACUACGACAUCGCUCUUGUCUUCCUCCGCUGCUCACUCUACUACACUUCUAAAAUCCGCCCCGUUGCUUUGCCACGCCUCGAUCAACCGCUUCGUGUCGGAAUGGUGGGGGUUGUGAGUGGGUGGGGGGUGAUGUUCUCCAAUAACGCGAAGAGUUUUUCGAAUGAGUUGAGAGAGGUGGAAGCGCCGGUGUUGGAUUGGCAAAAGUGCAAAAAGGUGUAUCCGGGGGAUAUGACACCGAGACUCUUCUGUGCCGGGUAUUUGGAAGGGGGCAAGGAUUCGUGUCAGGGGGACUCAGGGGGGCCAUUUGUCGUCAAUGGGGUUUUAUACGGGAUUGUGUCGGCGGGGAUGGACUGCGCACAGCCGGGAUUCCCCGGGAUUUACACCAACGUUUUUGAACUAAGAGGGUUCAUAAGGGAAUAUGGCAAUAUUUGAUUAA
Molecule: messenger RNA, 832 nt
Organism: Tribolium madens (black flour beetle)
Lineage: Eukaryota; Metazoa; Arthropoda; Insecta; Coleoptera; Tenebrionidae
Product: trypsin-1-like
Exons: 2
Coding region: 145-828 (227 amino acids)
Biological process (GO): proteolysis
Molecular function (GO): serine-type endopeptidase activity
Source: RefSeq, a predicted model, not a curated record